GCCGGACUUUCGGAGCUGCUAUAAACCCGGGUGAUGUCAGCGGCUGCCGUGUAGUUGAGUUCGUGGAUUUGCUUUUGUGUUGCUCUGCCUGCGUCUGGGCUCCGUGUGCUGUGCGUAAUGGGAGUAGGAGACAUGAAGGCCAUGCCGAGGGGCAGCCCCCUGCUGCUCUGCUGCCUGCAGCUGCUGAUAUCUGUGUCUCUGGCUGAUGACGACGACCACGACGACUGUCCGAACCAUGAUGAUUGCCCCAUAACCACUAACUGGGCCAACUUGUGGUAUGUCUGGCUCAUCUUGGUCACCAUAUUCCUGGUCCUUCUCUGCGGGACGACCGCCAGCUGCAUAAAGUUCUGCUGCCUGAAAAAGAAGCCCCCGGUGCAGGCGUUUCCCAGCCAUCCGUACGAAGUGACGGUCAUCGCUGUGGAUAAUGACAGUACCAUUCACAGCACCGUUACAUCGUACAGUUCCGUGCAGUACCCUCACAUGUUUGCAUUUGGAGAUCCUGAUCGAAGUGCGCUGUCUCCCCCUGCCUAUAGUCUGUAUGCCCUUGAGCUACCCCCGGCCUAUGAAGAAGCCAUAAAAAUGGCCAAGCCCAGUGGAGAAGUUUGCUCACCCGUAGCAGGCCCAAAACUCGAAGACAUCACCGAGCAGCAAAGUGCUGAAGAAGAAGUGGAUCAGCAGCCGGGGCAGCAGACCGUAUCAAAUGAUACGGAAUCGCCUCCUCUGUAUGAGGAGCCUGAGAACGCCCAGAGCUAGAUCCGGUUCUAGCUAAGUAUAGAUAAGGACCUCGUACCAGAGCCUGGCAUGUUAUUAACAAGGAUCAUGUUCUGCUUUGGUUGCCACUGGAGGACGGCCAACCCAUAUCUGUUCUGUGACCUACAUAUAAGGCAUGAACUUUCUAGGUAACGUGCCAGCCUUCUCCCUUUUUUUUUGAAGGGCAGGUCAUGUGAUUGGAUUAUUAAUACCCUCUUUAUGUUCAGUGUAGACCUGGUGUCUCUUUGGAAAUUCCUGAGAAGGAAACCGACCCCUAAGAACUUUCGACUAACAGGACAGAUUGUUUAGACGUAGAGACUUUGUGUGCCAAAAUCUCAGUUGAGAAAAUAAGACUCCGUAAAAUAAGAUUAUAGGUUAAUUUUUCACAAAACAAAAGCUCGAUUCUCGUAGCUGUGGUUUUACAUGGAAAGGGAAAAUGUGUCAAACUUACCCCAGGCCCUGUCGGGGUGGAUUCACUAACUGAAAUGGAGAUCCUGGUUUAAAUUUAAAGUCUGCCCAGUGUCGGCCUGGAAAAUGAGGUCAGCAGAAACAUAUUUAGCGGUGUGACUAACAGGGGUGCGUUAAACUCCCAAUCUAUGUCUACCUGUACCAAUGAACCCCAACGCUGGAUAUAUUUAACUAAUACUUUUUUAUUUUUGAUAUAUGCUGUUCUCUUCUUGCUCCAGAACCAAAAGUUUUCUGUUGAAGACAGGGAGAGCUCUAUCACGGGUAUUCAGUGCCAAUGUAACCACCAUUGCCUUUCAUCAUCGUAGGGAUAGUAUGCGGCUUUACCAUCACUCCAAAGAGUCUUUUUGGAUUGCAUGUAACUCUAGUACAAAAAAAAUAACAAA
This is a messenger RNA of Spea bombifrons (plains spadefoot toad), 1601 nucleotides long. RefSeq names its product transmembrane protein 52 (gene TMEM52). Bases 118 to 753 code for a protein of 211 amino acids. The record is from RefSeq and is a predicted model, not a curated record. The transcript has 5 exons. Lineage: Eukaryota; Metazoa; Chordata; Amphibia; Anura; Pelobatidae.